Molecule: messenger RNA, 1227 nt
Organism: Penicillium arizonense
Lineage: Eukaryota; Fungi; Ascomycota; Eurotiomycetes; Eurotiales; Aspergillaceae
Product: TauD/TfdA family dioxygenase
Exons: 4
Coding region: 1-1227 (408 amino acids)
Molecular function (GO): oxidoreductase activity
Source: RefSeq, a predicted model, not a curated record
AUGGCCCCUUCCGCUAUUCAACCUGAUAUCUCCUAUGAACCUGAUUUUGAGAAAUACCAAAAUCGGACGAAGCGCCGCCUGGCAAGCGAAGACACGUCUCAGGCCCUCCCUGACGGUUUUCCGCAGCAACUGAAGUCGGAUCUGGUCUGGGAUGCGAGUGAUUUCCCACAAGUUGGCAGUGGAAAUGAGCCCUGGGUUUAUAACCUCACUGCGGUGGAGCUGGAAGAAAUCGACCAAGCACUGGCUCACUUUAAAGGUCUCCAGAAAUCUCUGGGACAUAUUCAGCCCGAGACCUUCCCACUGCCAACUUUGCAUUCGAGACUGCGCUCGCUCUCGCACGACUUACAUUUUGGGCGUGGUUUCUGCGUGCUCCGUCGGCUUCCAGUGGAGAAGUGGACCCGCGAGGAGAAUGUCAUUGUCUAUGCAGGUGUCUCUUCCCACAUUGGCGCUAUCCGUGGGCGUCAGGACACCAAGCACGAAGGUGUCCCGGCAGAUGUGGUGCUCUCUCACAUCAUCAAUCUCAACGCAACCGGGAACCAGAAAACCAUAGGUGCCCCGGCCUACACGACCGAUAAACAGGUUUUCCACACCGACACGGGCGAUAUCGUAUCUCUGUUAGCCUUGAGCGAAGCUGCGGAGGGUGGCGAGAGCCAAAUUGCUAGCGCCUGGAAAGUAUACAAUGAGAUCGCGAAGUCGCGCCCGGAUCUAAUUCGGACAUUGGCGGAAGAUUGGAUCAUCGACGGAUUCAAACACGCUGAACGGCCUUACUUCCAACGCCCUCUACUCUACCAUCAACCAGCGACGGAAGAGGCGCCGGAACGAGUGGUCAUUCAGUAUUCCCGCCGCACCUUCACUGGCUUUGGUGCUUUACCUAGGUCGGUCAGCAUUCCGCCAAUUACAGAGGCUCAGGCGGAGGCUCUCGAUGCUCUUCACUUUUUAGCAGACAAGCAUAGUCUGGAACUGGAUAUUAAGAAAGGAGACAUCCAAUACAUCAACAACCUUUCUAUUUUUCAUGCCAGACGUGGAUUCAAAGACAAUGUGUUAAAACGACGACACUUGUUGAGGCUAUGGCUGAGAGAUCCCGAGUACGCUUGGAUUACCCCCGAACCUCUCCAGGAGCGAUGGCAAGGUCUCUAUCAAGGAGUUACUGCUGAGAAGGAGGUCUUCCCUCUACACCCUGUCAUCCGUAGUGCUUCUAAUGGCACUGCUACGAGAGAUCAAGCCUAG